Molecule: messenger RNA, 1234 nt
Organism: Lucilia sericata (common green bottle fly)
Lineage: Eukaryota; Metazoa; Arthropoda; Insecta; Diptera; Calliphoridae
Exons: 3
Coding region: 36-434 (132 amino acids)
Source: RefSeq, a predicted model, not a curated record
CGUCCUGCGUAAACAACAUACAACAAAAACUAACAAUGUGGCAAAAUAAACAACAAUUUACAAUUUUUACAAAUUUAGUCUUAAUUUUAACACAAUUUUUAAGUGAAAUUUAUUGUCUGCAAGAAAAGGGUACCGAUGGCAAACCAUUGGCCAAAGCAGCAACAUUUCAUUUUCCCGAAUAUGCCUACAAGGAGACAAGUAAAAAUGAACUAACAUACCAUGAUUUCGAGGUUAAUUGUGAACAUCAUGUAGCCUGCGAAAAUCUUGAAGGUGUUAAACGAAAAGCCUGUGUUAGACGUUGUAUAUCAUAUUCAUGUUAUCAGGAUAUUUACGCUUUCGAUGAGCUGGAAGAGGGUGAAAUUGAUGUGCGCCUUAAUUCGUUUAAGGGCUGUGUCAUUCAAAGAACCGGCAAUACUAAUCGUCGUGCCACCUAGCAUAGGGCCUUACGUCUUCAAUUCGAUGAAUUUUUACAUGAUUUGCAUUGGAAAUUUUCAAAUUUAUUGAAACAUUUUACCUAGGAAGCAGUAUUAAUUGUUAUUAUUUCUUUUAUUAUGAUUUUAAUGUAAAACUUUUAAAGUGGAUAAUGUUUGCAAAAGUAUUAAUUUAUACAGAUAUUUAUCUAAGAUAUAUUGGAAAUUGUAGCAAUCAAUUAUGAAAACGUAUAAGUAUUUUUCUUAAAUACAAAAUUUUUUUAUCAGAUUAGCAUAGUAAAGAAAUAUACCUGUACUAGUUAGUAUUAUAAUAUAUAACAAUUAUUUAUUUUCAACAACAACAACGUCUUUACAAAGUAAGCCUAAGAGAGUACAUCAACUAUUGAGUAUUUUGUAUAAUAUUGAAACCCGGUUAUAUUGUAAAACACAAAAUUUCGUUUUGUCUGUGUUCGGCGGGACAUUUGGACCUUCUCUAAGGAAAGAUUAGAUUCAAACUUAGAGGUUAGACUACUUGAACAUGUUAUCAACCUAUAAUCAGACCAAAAUGAUACAUUUUUGCAGCGAAAAAUGUCGAGGAAAAUUCCAUGAUCAUAGGGACUAAUUCACGGAUUACGCACUUAGGCUAUUAGGCUCUAUCUCUGGACGUUUGAAAUGUGUUCAUACUACUCUGGUUUACCGGUGUUAAAUCGUACGAUCCUUUGGGCCAUUCUUAGAUCCAAAUGGAAAAUCGUAGCUAAACAAAUGUUUGCAAAUUGCAGGUUCUCUAAAGAAUUUAUAGUUCAAUUCUAGUUUAGUUCUAGUUC